UAUGUUUUCAAUCUCGCCGGCAGAAAAGGGAAAGCAUUCUGUCGUAUAACCCUCACCUCAUCUUUCAAACAAGCUAAAGGAGAAACAUUUAUCAUUAGAAAAAAUAAAUUAAAGUAUCUUUUCAAUAAAAAAAGCUUACAUAAAAAUGGUUAAAAGUUCUCUUUACAAAAACAUUAAAGAAGUUUUAGAAACUGCGAAUGUAUGCAAUCGAUGUAUUUUGAGAUUCUUUGGAGUAAAAGAAUAUACAAGCUAUAUUUCUAAAACAGAUGUCGAAAAAUCAAUUGAACAACUUGUCAACUUAGAAAAUGAAGUUUUGAACCAAAAAGAAUCUGACCAAGAUAAUUCUUCAGAUGAUUAUCCACAGUCCAAACGUUUCUUACCUAAUCCUUGUGCUGCUUGUCUUGGAAUUCUGCAAGGAACAUGUGAUGAGAUGGUGACAAAGCUUGCUGAUGUUGUUACAAAAAGUGAGCAUAAAUUCAAGGAUUUUGUUCUUCAGGUGUCUCUUCCUGUUGUUGUGGACUUAAGAGAUAGACUUUUUCUGUUUUACUUGAGACAGAAAUUAGGGGAAUCUGUUUGUGCUGAUGAAAACAUUCCAUCUGUUAAGGAUAUAUGCAAAUGGGUUAUUGGUUCACAAUAUGGCAAACUUACCAAUACUGGGUUUACUCCUAGUAGUGAUUUUCAAAUAUUAAUUUCUUCAACAUAUCCUAAUACUGUAAAAGAAUGUUUUGUUUUAUUCAAAAAUUGUGCAGAAGCAUUUCCAAAUUCAAGGAAAUCAAAAGUUACUGCAGAAGGCAUUUAUACCAAGACAGCAGUGCUUAAUGCAAUGGAAGCUCUGUCUACGAAAAUUGAAAAGUUAUACACUUUGCCUCCAUCACCUCCAGAUAAAUGCUGCACUUUUCAUGAAAUAAAAUGUACACAUUCACCUCUUUAUCUUGGUGGGCGCUAUAAUAAGUACUCCCGAGAAUUAAGUCAAACUCCUUGGCUUGUAGAUGGUGAACGCAAAAUGGAAUCCUCUGUUAAUGAGCUUAUUACUGAUGUUGUUAAAAGAAGAAUUUUGGCAGACAAGAUUGUAUUUUCUGCCUCUGGAAGAGAGGAUGUAGAUGUAAAGAUGUUGGGUGAUGGCAGACCAUUUGUUCUAGAAUUGCUAAACCCUAGACGUUUGGAAUGGACAACUGAAGAAAUGAAAGCUAUUGAAGAAGAAAUCAAUAAAAGUUCAGACUUAAUAGCAGUAAAAAAUUUGCAAGUUAUUUCAAAGUCAGAUACUUUACUUUUAAAAGAGGGUGAAGAACUAAAGCGAAAGAAUUAUUCUGCUCUUUGUCUUGUUGAGAAAGUUUUGUCACCUGAAGAUGUCAAAAAAUUAGAGAGCUUAAAAGAUUUGAAAUUAAAUCAAAAGACGCCAAUUCGUGUUUUGCACAGGCGCACUCUAGCAACUCGAGAAAAACUGUUACACAGCAUACAAGCAAAGAUAAUCAGUGAACACAUUUUGCAAUUAAAGCUUGAAACUCAAGCAGGAACAUAUGUGAAAGAAUUUGUACAUGGUGAUUUUGGACGAACAUGUCCAAGCUUAGGUACAUUACUCAACACUAAUGCAGAUAUAUUAGAACUUGAUGUGGAGAAUAUUCAUCUUGAAUGGCCUCCCAAACCUACAUUAUAAUCAUCAAUAAAAAAAAAAUAUUUAGUAAUAAAUGAAAUUUUAUAAUCAGCAUGCUUUUAUUGACAAAUGGUUUACACAACUGAGAAAGAUGUAUUAACGAG
This is a messenger RNA of Argiope bruennichi, 1755 nucleotides long. It is a transcript of the gene Pus10, whose product is annotated as tRNA pseudouridine synthase Pus10-like. Bases 146 to 1654 code for a protein of 502 amino acids. NCBI's taxonomy places the organism in Eukaryota, Metazoa, Arthropoda, Arachnida, Araneae, Araneidae. Gene Ontology annotation, biological process: tRNA pseudouridine synthesis. The record is from RefSeq and is a predicted model, not a curated record. The transcript is spliced from 15 exons. Gene Ontology annotation, molecular function: pseudouridine synthase activity; RNA binding.